GGAAAAGUAAGGGAAGGACAGAGUGGUAAAGAGCUCGAAGGUGUGAGUGGGGAAGAGAUUUUUACAAAGUUUGUUGGUACAUCAGGUGGACAAUAUCAGUUUUCUGUGUCCUCCAGGUGACCCCUGUCUUUCAUCUCGUAAACUGACAGAUCAAGCGUGAAAUGGAAACAGGCUCUGUGAUGUGCCCUCAAAGAUCUGAAACCGAGGAUGAAUGCAGUAGUGAGGCUGGGGUUGAAAAGAAUUCCCAGUUUACUGAAGGCAGGGAAAAAGAAAUGAGAGAAGAACCAGAAAAGCAAGAAAUGGCCACAGAUCCUCAAGGGCUGGAAAAUCAGGAAAUAAAGCCUAUUAGUGAAAAAGAAAGAACAGAAUUGGUAGAAAGGGACUUUUUUCACCAGCUUCACAGUGCUCCCACUUCUUUACCAGCAGAUGGAGCCAUCGAGUCAAAAAUGGAAGACUUCAACAGUACAGUUGAAAAUGACUUGAAUCAUGUCCAGUGUCGAGAUUGGCCACUAGUGCCCCAAGUGAAAGCCCAUUCUGAGAGGAAUGAGGCUCAGGUCAUUGAGAUUCAGUACGGGGAGAAGAAAAACGUUGAAACCAGCCAAGAUGUACAAGAAGAUACUGAGGGUGAAAAAUCUCUCACCAUGACACAGAAGGAUGAAAGCACAGACUCAUCAAAUCCACCAAAGGUAGCCAGUGAAGAACAGAACCAUUUCACUAAGCAUGAACUAGAGUCACAUGGUGACUCCGGCUCAGUUGUCUUCCUAUCAGAGAACAGCAAAGAGCAAAACAUAGACUGCAAACCUGCCGAUUUUGCCACCACCAAAGAGCAGUGGGUAAGACGGGACAGCCGUAGUGAUGAACCACCAAACCUGUCAGAGUGGUCCAAGAGCUCUUCAAAAAGUCUUAUUGAGCCCAACCCUCCACAAAGCACCCAAAGUGAGUCCAUAAUCAUGUCUGAGGCUGUCCAGCAGGGGGAGCUUGAGGUGAACAACCCAAGAGGUUUGAAUGAAAAUGAGGUGGUGCAACAGGUGUAUGGUGCUGCUCCGCCCCUGGAUACAGUUGCUGGCGAGCCAGCCAAUCCAGGUCAAAGUAUCCCUACCAAUUACUCUACUGAAGUAAAAGUGCCAUUGAUAAUGACAGAGGGGGGUAGGGACAGUGAAAGGGAGGAGAGAAAGCAUUGUAAAACAGGUGAAGAGCGAAAGCAAACAGUGUGUGUCACAGAAACCUGUGAGACGGAAGGUGGGAGGCAGGGAGAGAUUAAAGAUCAAGGACAAGAACAGGCCAACAAAAGACAGAGUAAAACAGACUCCCAGCCAAACACGAAGCCUCAUUUUGGGGAAGUAAAAUUCAGCAGAAUGGAUUUUGAUGACAGCCAGAGUGAUAGUGGUCUAUCAGCAGAUUUCUCUCCCAACAGCAUGACAGAUGUCUCGGACUGUCCUGUUAACGUUGAUGCUCCUGAUCCCUUUGAAACUCCUACUAAUGAAACUCCCAUCGAGAGGGAGAUUCGUUUGGCCAUGAAGAGAGAACAAAGUCUACGGCGCUCUCGAGGACUGGAAAAUACAACAAACAGGACUAAUGAGUUUGUGGAAAUUCCAACAAGGAGACCCAUUCUCUCUCAGGACAUGUUCCUAAAACACAGCCCAAGCCAGGUAAAGGACAGAGAGUUUGCUGGAAAGAAGAUGCAGCAGGAAAUCAGUGCGGAGGCCAAGAGGGAGAAGGUUCUGGUUGAACUUGGUCGACUUCCUGGUUUUUAUGACAAGGGCACAGAGGUACAGCUUCAAGAGAAAAAGCAACUCUUUGAGGCCUUUCAAGAGCCAAAGGAAUCCGUGCCAGUUCUUAGUAGAAGAUCAAACUCCGUCAAUGUAGAGGGUUCUACUGAGAUACAAGAAGUUGAUUCUGCUGUGGAGGUCAGACAAUCUCAAAUUUCUCCCACUCCACCAACAAUGAGCCCACAGGGGGGUUCUAACAGCAACCAACCUGCUUCUCGAGGACCUGGUCUAACUGAGGGAAUCAAGGGCCAGAUAAUAAUCAUAGAGGCCAACUCUUUUCCCACAAGAAGCUCUUAUGGCACAGUCCCAUGGACAGAUGGACGGUCCAUGAAAGUCAUGAAUUCUGAGAAUGUGAGUGCUGCUUCUGCUGGGCCUGUCAGAGCUAGCCCAAGACUAAAUUUACAAGUGACUGAAAAUGAAGAUGUCUCAAGUUUGGUGAAGGAGAACCCUUUCUUCAAGCUCCGUUCUUCCAUGUCACUGCAGCCCGAGGUGGAGCAGGACAUUAAGGAGGCAAAGGAGAGGGAGAGAGAGCUACAGAGACAGAGGAAUAGUCUUUAUGGAGGUGCACCCAUGGACACGGAUGCAGAAAGAGUAACGGGAACAGACUUAGGGACAAAAGAAGGAGAGAAAAUGGAAAGUAAAGUAGGAGAGAGGGGGGUAACACAAUCCUCUAGCAAAGAGAUGCCCAGACCCCCUCCUCAGCACACAAAUCUAACUCCAGCAGGCUGCCAAUCAGAUCAGUUCUCCACCACCACGUCAGUGCGACUGUCCACCGGAAAACUGGACCUAACAUGGCCGCCACCCCAAGCGAAUGAAGAACAAGGACAACAGUCAAAGAAAACCCUAAAGAUCCCAAGGCAGCGAAACCCAUUACUUGAGCGCUGGGAGACAGGGAUGGUGAACAGUCACAUGGACAACAGCAACUGAGACCAAACCCAAAUGACAGCAUCAUGACACACUGUAUACAAUAUUCUGGAGGCCAUUCUACCAAGAGACUCAACGUGAUGAAGGAUAUGAACAAAUAAUCAGCUUUCACAGAAACAUCCCUGAUCUUCUAAAGGAAAGACAGUUUGAGGACUGUGUGUCAUUAUGGGUGGAAAAGAGCAUACAAUGGGCCUACACUCCAAAAGACACUACAAAAGUGAAAAGUUGGAUAUCCAACCCAGCAUUUCUCAACACAAUCCAGAUGUCUGUAAAAAUAACUGACAGCCAAAGUGGUUAUAAUAACAUCUAUUGGUUGUGUUUUUGAAUGCUUGGCAAUGACAGGUUGGUGUUGCAUAGGUUUAAAAGAUUUCAGUGUAAUAAAAAUUCUCUGCAUUACAAUUAUUCAGUCAUUCAUAAUCAAUAAACUACUCAUCUCA
Molecule: messenger RNA, 3130 nt
Organism: Myxocyprinus asiaticus (Chinese sucker)
Lineage: Eukaryota; Metazoa; Chordata; Actinopteri; Cypriniformes; Catostomidae
Gene: misp3
Product: MISP family member 3
Exons: 4
Coding region: 162-2696 (844 amino acids)
Source: RefSeq, a predicted model, not a curated record